GAAAAAUGAAACCUGUUAAAAUUUUUACUGGCUCAAGGGUCAGAUUCUCCUUCAGAUCUAGCACAAAGAGUAAUAGUCAAACUCCAAGAAGUACAUCAAAUGAGAGUGAUGAAAAAGCAGAGAAUCCUCAGUCAAUUUCAGGAAAAAUGACAAAGAACUUCUCUCAGCCGCUAUUUCUUCCAGGCAAAAAUUCUCGAACUACUAAAAAUCUAGCAAAACAUUCCAUUGGUCUUAAAUCUAUCAAAUUUCAGCCUAAAGGGAUAUCUAAAAAGACAUUAUUCAAGAGGAGGAUCCUUGCCCAACCCAAACCAAAGACUAUAAGCCUAAUGGAACGAUGCAAGAACGAGGAAUUCAAAUAAAAUGUUGCUUAGGUAUGCGCCUGAGAUUAGAAACCUUAUUAACCAACAGCACUCUGACCUUCCUGUCAUACCAGAUUUUGUAAAACAGAAAUAAAUUUAAAAAGAGGCAGAUAACGAGAUCUUCUUAUUUAAGAACUACCUUCACUGAAUCAGACGAGGAUUUUCGCAAGAUUCGUGAGAUCUGACUCCUUGGUGGCCGCCUAAACCAGCCUCCUCCCAAAAUUUUUACAUUCUGAGUGCAAAAAUCAACGGAGCGGUUAAACAGAGUCCUAAAAAUCCAACCAAUGAGCACCAAAAACACCUGCUGCAAAACCCUCAUCUCCAACACCACCUCCCAAUACAAAGCCGCUAUCUCUCAUUUCCAGUCCAGACCCCUCCAAAUCCUCAUCAAAAACCGCCGUCACAGCCUAACCUAACUCCAAAAAAUCCCCAAAUUUCAACUUUCCUC
This is a messenger RNA of Moneuplotes crassus, 807 nucleotides long. Lineage: Eukaryota; Ciliophora; Spirotrichea; Euplotida; Euplotidae. The record is from the annotation of a GenBank genome assembly.